UGCAGAGAGCGAACGUAAUAUGUAAAGGUGAAGCUGAUGAGCCUGUGUAAAACGUCGUGGGGAACUUGUACACUAUGUUUCUUCUUACAACGGGUUCUCCAACUCAAGCCGAGUCGCGGACCGCGUUGGCCUGACCUAUACCACGGCGGGCCGCAGCCCACGGCGAGUGACUUGUGAUUUCUGUGCGAGUUCCCACUGACCCAAGUAUUCCGCCACUGCCCGACAUCUCAUCUGAUCUUAUCGACCGCUUCAGACUAUACAUAAACAGAAGCGCCAAGAAAUGUCCAAGGAGGGAUCUCAUCCCACUCGCGGUCACUGGGGGAGGAGUGUGGAGUUCUUCCUCUCUUGUGCCUCGUCGUGCGUAGGACUCGGAAACGUCUGGAGAUUUCCAACCAUUGCGUACGAGAACGGAGGAGGAGCCUUCUUGAUUCCUUACUUGAUAGUGCUUCUAGUCAUCGGCCGUCCCUUGUACUACAUGGAACUGAUCUUUGGUCAGUUCAGUGGUUUGGGACACGUGAAAGCAUGGAAAGCGGUGCCAGCUAUGCGAGGCGUAGGCUAUGCCCAGAUGUUCACCAGUGUUUACAUGUCCAUCUACUACAAUUUCGUCAUCGCCAUCACAGUUCGUUACUUCGUUGCUUCCGUGUCGUCUUCUCUCCCAUGGACCGAGUGUCAAGACCACUGGUUUGAAGGAACCAACCCCCAACUCUCAUGCGACAGCUUCAACAUCAACGGACCUCCAGCUAACCGCACCGCGGAGCAAGUUAAUCUUACACUGGAGACCAGCAAUCUCAGAGUAUCAGUACCGGAGCUUUAUUGGAAGUACCGUAUCGCUCACCAGUCUGAGGGCCUGUGGGAUAUCCAGUGGAUGAGUUGGGAACUUGCUCUGUGCAUGGCAUUCGUCUAUGUCUUCUUAUCGAUCAGUGUCAUCAAAGGCGUCCAGACGCUUGGCAAGCUGGCGUACUUCACUGCUACCUUUCCAUACGCCGUGCUGAUUUCGCUGCUGGUCGUUGCCUGCAUGCAAGAGGGUGCCCUCGACGGCAUCAAAAGAUUCUUCAAACCAGAAUGGCACAAGCUUCUCGAUAUUCAGGUGUGGUACAAAGCCUGCGAGCAGUCCUUCUAUUCCUUAGGUGUUGGCUAUGGGUUCAUGAUUAUGUUUUCCGGUUACAAUGACUUCAAGAGGAAUAUCUACAGAGACGCCGUCCUCUUGAGCAUUCUGGACACCUUUACCAGUGUCUUGGCAGGCACCGUGGUCUUCGCUGUUCUGGGAGGUCUUUCUGCCAAACUGGGCGUCAACUUCAACGAGGUCAUCAAUGCAGUUGGAACAGAACUGGUGUUCAUCGUUUACCCUGAAGCGCUUUCCAAGAUCGAGUUUGUACCUCAGUUGUGGUCUGCGCUGUUCUUCAUCAUGCUCUUCACUCUCGGCGUCGGCAGCUCCGUAGCGUUCCUGGAAUGCAUCUUCACUGCAAUGAGAGAUCAGUUUCCUCUGCUACAGAGACGCAAAUGGAUUCUAGUGUUGCCCUCUGCGGUUCUUCUUUUCUUCUGCGGACUUCCUCUUACGACAGACGCAGGACAGUACAUCGUCAAGUUGCUGGACAACUACGGCGUUGCGACCGCGGCCUUUCUGUACGCUAUAUUGGAAAGCAUUUCUAUUAUGUGGAUCUACGGCAUCCGAAACUUUUCCAAGGACGCGGAGUUCAUGCUGGAGAGAAAAGUGGGAAUUUUUUGGAAAGUGACCUGGGCUGUUACCGCUCCUGUACUACUUACUGGUAUCUUCAUUUACGGUAACGUGCUGCUAUUCUUGGACGGCAGCAGUGGCGGAAAAGGAAUUCCUUGGUGGGGCAACCUCAUUGGCUGGAUGCUGGCUGCCAUGUGCCUUAUUCAGAUUCCUAUAUGGAUGUUUGUUGUGUUCGCAAAAACAAAAGGAGCCACACUGCUCCAGAAAGUGCGAAACAGCUUCAAGCCAGCCCAGGACUGGGGACCUCGUAAUCUCAAGACCAGAGAACAGUGGAGAGAAUUCAAAGACUGUGUCCACAACAACAUGCUUCGUCAACCCUACCAGAUAGCAGUGCUUCCAGAGAAAGCCGCACACACCAAUCCCUGCUUCGACUUCAAUGAAACCACAUUAUUUUGAGGAGUUCAUUAGACGACAGUGGUGUAAAUGAUGCAUCAAGCAAAUCAUCUCAGGACUAUCUACCGAAUUCACCGCAGUCUCACUAGCGGUCUUUAAUCAUCAAGAACUGUUGCGCACCGACGUGCAUACAGCGCUGUGUCCGUGUGUCUUCGAAAGAGAACAGCGAAUGCCCAGCACACUUCAUCAUCCGUGCGCCACAUGGAAGUUUCAACGCACGUGAACAUCCUGAAGAACAGCACGAUGCAGUACUUUUUAAAUAUCUUAUGUGUAUUAUUGUAAGUGAUCCGUGAAUUCGAUACAUGUUUUUAGCUCCGAAAUAGGCUACUGAUCGGAACAGUUUGACGUGCAGGAGGGUCUAUGUCCUUGAUCAAAGGUGACAGCUUCUGUCGUCAUCCGUUGAUCGUCCAUGACAUAAUCCUGAAAGUGCACAAGUACGGUGGUGUGUUUCAGCCAUGCCGUGACUAUAUGGACUGCGCUUGCUGAAACUAAACGUACCUUGCGAGCUUUCCCAGAAGAGGUCCCAGUGGUCGACGUUUUCUUCUCACCGGUCGCUGGAAAUUUGAUGGGUGUUAACCCUAAGGAGAAACGUGUACAUAUAGCGCUGUUUUAUCGCGUGACUGCCAUGUUUUUGUAUUUAUUCGUUUUGAACGAUAUGUAUGCUGAAAUACAUGAAUAUUGCAUCGAGA
Messenger RNA from Ornithodoros turicata, 2817 nucleotides. RefSeq names its product sodium-dependent nutrient amino acid transporter 1-like. Gene Ontology annotation, cellular component: plasma membrane. Gene Ontology annotation, biological process: sodium ion transmembrane transport. The transcript is spliced from 17 exons. Gene Ontology annotation, molecular function: L-amino acid transmembrane transporter activity. Bases 281 to 2131 code for a protein of 616 amino acids. Lineage: Eukaryota; Metazoa; Arthropoda; Arachnida; Ixodida; Argasidae. The record is from RefSeq and is a predicted model, not a curated record.